This is a messenger RNA of Meriones unguiculatus (Mongolian gerbil), 1269 nucleotides long. RefSeq lists its product as uncharacterized. The coding region runs from base 362 to 871 and encodes 169 amino acids. Lineage: Eukaryota; Metazoa; Chordata; Mammalia; Rodentia; Muridae. The record is from RefSeq and is a predicted model, not a curated record. The transcript has 5 exons.
ACUGUAUGCCCUAACCGCCUAGCCCCUGGGUCUGGCAUGACAGACAGACUUUUCCAGGGGAGUCAAGGGCACAGGAUGAAGCCAGAUAAGGCGAGGCAGGCGAGGCAGAAUGAGUGAGUUUUCUAAGGAGGGAGGAUGGGGUGCAGGUAGAGCGAGGUAAAGCAGCUGGGGUGGUGAGCCAGCGAGGCACUGGCCUCCAGAGUCCGUGGCCAAGGAGGGCCUCGCGGGCGGCGACGGAGCAGUGAUCGGUGCCUCUGAGAGCUCGGAUUGGAGACUUUGGCCAGGUCUCCAACAAAGGUGGAUGCGCCCGCCAGCCACUUGAAGGCCAGGAUGGCAGGUGUGGUCAACAUGAUAGAAAGACAUGACAUGGUCCGGUGUGAUGGAGAGGACAGAAGGACGGUCAUCCAGCCUUCCUGAACACCAUGGGCUGGCGACACUGCCAACAGAAGCCGUCUGUUCUUUUACUUUUCCCGAAGAGCUAACACAUCUCUGCUGCUCUCUGGAUCCUUCUCCCCCUACCUUGAACCCUCAAGAUGAAAGAAAUGGUGCUACCCAGCUCAUGUCUGGGCCUUUGAAUCCGGGGACUUUAAGUCCGUCUCGUUCUGAAUCAAGAAUACUCUGUACUCGGAACCACUACACUACCUGCCUCAGGAAUCGGCUCGAAGGUGAAGCUGAAAGAACAGACGGUGUCAACAUCUUGAAAAAGCAGACCCACAGCACCCACCCACCCCUGAGAUUCCAUCUUCAUGGCCAACUCUGCCUCACCCGGGAGACCACCACCCACACCAUCCCGGAGCCAAGCCUCUAUCCAGGGAUGGCACCAUCAUCAUCAUCUCCCUCCUGUCUUUUUCUUCUUCAUCCUUUCCUGUAACCUAUCUUUCUUUUCUUUUGUGUCUUUUUUCCUUUGCUUGAGAGACUCAAAGCAUCCGUGACUCUGUUUCCCCCUUCGCCCCUUUUGAAUUUGCACUAAGUCGAUUGCACUGGUUUGGAGUUACGGACAUAGCCUUGAGUCUCUCCGCGUGAAUGGUGAAUGUAUGCAGCGAGUGUGGGGGCCCCUUUGGCUACGCUGCCCCAGUGCCUACCUGUCAUCCACUUCAGUCUGGGGGGCAACUGGGUGUGGCCGAGUGCUUGAGGCCUCGCCUUCCCCUCGCCUAGUCUGGAAGCAGUUCCAUCAUAAAGUGUUCAACAUGCCCUACUUCAUCCUUUGCCCCUCCCCCACCAGGGCCUCACCAGAGGUCCUGGGUCCAUCAAUAAAUACAGUUACAGUCA